GGAUUCUGGGUACCAGAGUCAGUCUCCGUGGGAAUGGGGCUCUGCUGUAAAUAGGUAGGUGAUUUGGGGGUAAGGGGGAGGGGUAUAGCUUUAAGGAAAGGUGUAUUCCUCUCCCAGCCCCUGGAAAAAAUGAAAAUGUGCUGAAAUAGAAGAAAAAAAAGGAAACGUGAGAAAAGGGGCACAACCAGAGGUGGACAGAAAGAGAGGAGACAGGAGGCUGGAUUUUGUGGAUUCGGAUUCCUAGACUGUCUGUCUGCCCCAGCCCACAGACUGGAUAUCCCAGCCGGAGUUCUGUUAAGCCAUUCUGGCCUGUGAGCCCUCCACUUGCUUCCCUUUCCUCCACCUCUGCAUACUCACUUUCCCCUGCCAUCUGGUUAAUUUUCAUGUCCAUGGUAUAACUUCAACAACCAGGGCAGCACCAUGAUGUGCGAAGUGAUGCCAACGAUAAACGAGGAUAAUAGGAGGGGCUCUACCUAUGGUGCCGAUGAUGGCAACUUUGAACAGUUGAUGGUGAACAUGCUGAAUGAGAGGGAGCGUCUGCUGGAAACAUUAAGGGAAACUCAGGAAAGCUUGUCAACAGCCCAACUUCGAUUGCGUGACCUUGGACAUGAAAAAGAUUCGCUUCAAAGGCAACUUAGCAUUGCUUUACCCCAGGAGUUUGCAGCCCUGACAAAGGAGUUAAACCUAUGCAGAGAACAGCUUUUGGAGCGGGAAGAGGAAAUCUCAGAGCUAAAGGCAGAGCGAAAUAAUACUCGGUUGCUUCUGGAACACUUGGAGUGUCUUGUAUCCCGGCAUGAGCGAUCAUUGAGAAUGACUGUGGUGAAGAGGCAGGCACAGUCACCGGCAGGGGUGUCCAGUGAGGUGGAGGUUCUAAAGGCCUUAAAGUCCCUUUUUGAGCAUCACAAAGCACUGGAUGAAAAGGUCCGUGAGCGACUAAGGGUGGCACUGGAAAGAGUAGCUGUGUUAGAGGAAGAACUUGAAGUUUCCAGUCAAGAGGUUCUUUCCUUAAGAGAACAGCUGACAAGAAGGAAAAUGGGUGUGGAUGACAGCAGCAAAGAUGGCGACCUACACAGCAUGAGAUUGCCAAAUGGGUCGGUCCACUUAGAUCUGGAUGGCCGAGAUUCAGAGCUGCAGGAACUAGUGGACAAGCAGAGGGUUGAGCUUGCGCAGAUGAAGGAGCGGUUGGCAAUAAUGUGCCGUCAAAUUGCCGAGCUGGAGGAAGACCUCAACACAGCCCGUAAGGACCUCAUCAAAUCUGAGGAACUCAAUUCUAAAUUACAACGGGAUCUUAAGGAGGCUCUAGCUCAGAGAGAAGACAUGGAAGAGAGGAUAACAACGUUAGAGAAACGGUACCUCAGUGCCCAGCGGGAGGCAACAUCCCUUCAUGAUGCCAAUGACAAACUAGAAAAUGAGCUAGCUAGCAAGGAAUCGCUUUACAAACAGAGUGAAGAGAAGAACCGACAGCUACAGGAAUGGUUGGAGGAUGCAAAGCAGAAACUACAGCAAACUUUGCAGAAGGCUGAAACGUUGCCUGAAAUUGAAGCCCAGCUAGCGCAACGAGUAGCAGCCCUUACCAAGGCUGAGGAAAGACAUGGAAAUUUUGAGGAGAGGCUUCGACAACUGGAAGCACAAUUAGAAGAGAAAAAUCAAGAACUUCAGAGGGCACGGCAACGAGAAAAAAUGAAUGAUGAGCACAAUAAGCGGCUGUCAGAUACUGUAGACAAAUUACUUUCAGAGUCCAAUGAGAGAUUGCAGCUACAUUUAAAGGAGAGGAUGGCUGCCCUGGAGGAAAAGAAUGCUCUGUCUGAGGAAAUAGCUAACAUGAAAAAAAUCCAGGAUGAUCUCUUGCUGAACAAGGAACAGCUAAUGGCAGAGAUUGAAAGGCUGCAGUUGGAGCUGGAUCAGUUGAGGGGGCGUCCUGUUUCCAGUUAUUCCCGGUCUUUACCAGGGAGUGCACUUGAACUUCGCUUCCCUCAGAAUGCUACAGUACCCAUGACUGGCCAUACAGAUCCCUACAGUGCUUCAGGAGUUGUCCGCAGAACACAGAAGGGCCGGUGGGCAGCGCUGAAGGAUGAUCCAACAAAGAUCCAAACACUAAAUGAACAGGACUGGGAGCGAGCACAACAAGCCAAUGUCCUAGCUAAUGUGGCACAAGCAUUUGAGAGUGACAUGGAUGUCUCAGAUGAAGAUGACCGCGAGACGAUCUUCAGCUCAGCUGACCUACUUUCCCCUAGUGGACAGACCGAUGUCCAGACUUUAGCCAUAAUGUUACAAGAACAGCUGGAAGCCAUUAAUAAAGAGAUCAAACUGAUCCAGGAAGAGAAAGAGACAACAGAGCUGCGAGCAGAAGAGAUUGAGAGUCGUGUAAGCAGUGGAACGCUGGAUGGAACACUUGGGCGUUACCGCUCAAGCAGUUCAAUUCCACCCUCAGUUACUACCUCCACCCUAGCCAGCCCUUCUCCACCCAGCAGUGGACACUCCACACCACGGUUAACUCCCCAUAGCCCUGCACGUGAAGGAGAUAAGUUUAACAACAUUCCAAAAGAUGAGUUAAGGGAUGACAAAUCCUUGACCCAGUCUGAAACAACACCACCUCCAACACCACGGGCUGUGCGACUUGAGAGAAUGACUCAAGCCUUACAGGCAACAAUCAUGGACGAAGGUCGGGAUGCUCGUGGCAGUUUACAGGAUGGGCUUGGAAGCAGCAGCAGCAACAGCAGCCAGGACUCUCUGCAUAAAGCUACAAAGAAAAAAGGCAUCAAAUCAUCAAUUGGGCGUCUCUUUGGCAAGAAAGAAAAAGGUCGCUUGGGCCAGGUCGGACGGGAGUCUUCUUCAUUAGCUGGAACACCUUCAGAAGAGAUGUCUCCCGCUGACUUGAUGGGUUUGAAGAUUGCUGGACCAGUAGACAAAGACAGGCGAAGUAAAAAGAAGCAUGAAUUACUGGAGGAAGCUUGCCGGCAGGGCCUGCCAUUUGCUGCCUGGGAUGGCCCAACAGUUGUAUCUUGGCUGGAGCUUUGGGUGGGAAUGCCAGCAUGGUAUGUUGCUGCCUGCAGAGCGAACGUGAAGAGUGGAGCUAUUAUGGCAAACUUGUCCGACACAGAGAUCCAGAGGGAGAUUGGAAUUAGUAACCCCUUGCACCGGUUGAAACUACGUCUUGCCAUCCAGGAGAUGGUGUCCUUAACGAGCCCCUCUGCACCUGCUUCUUCUCGCACGUCUACUGGCAAUGUGUGGAUGACGCACGAGGAGAUGGAGUCCCUCACUGUCACAACAAAACCAGAGACAAAGGAAAUCAGCUGGGAACAGAUUUUGGCAUAUGGAGAUAUGAACCAUGAGUGGGUAGGGAAUGACUGGCUACCCAGCCUGGGGUUGCCACAGUACCGCAGCUAUUUCAUGGAGUCUCUAGUUGAUGCAAGGAUGCUGGACCAUCUCAACAAGAAGGAACUCCGGGGACAGCUGAAGAUGGUAGAUAGCUUCCACAGGGUCAGUCUGCAGUGUGGCAUCAUGUGCCUAAAAAGGUUAAAUUAUGACCGGAAAGAUUUGGAAAGGCGUCGAGAAGAGAGCCAGAAUGUAAUAAAAGAUGUCAUGGUGUGGUCAAAUGAACGGGUAAUGUGCUGGGUCCAGUCAAUUGGUCUAAAGGAGUAUGCCAAUAACCUUCAGGAAAGUGGGGUUCAUGGGGCACUUUUUGCAUUUGAAGACAAAUUUGACCACAAUGAACUAGCAUUGCUGCUACAGAUACCCACUCAGAACACACAGGCACGGCAGGUACUGGAAAACGAGUUUGCCAACUUGAUUUCUUCAGGCACAGAUCGUCGUCCUGAUGAGGACGGAACAAAGACCUUCACUCGCUCUCCAUCAUGGAGAAAGAUGUUCCAGGAGAAAGACUUGAGGGGCAUGAAUUCUGACUCAGCAGAGACGUUACCGGCAAACUUUCGGGUCCCAGUAGCCGCAGUUACCUCACAGGGUGUCCAGCUAAGAAAGAUGCAGUCAGAAGGAAUUCCAAAAAUGGAGAAUUUGGCCAAGGAUGAAUGUUCUUUGUCGACUUUAGUUUUGCUUCUAUCCAAAAAUGAAAUCAUCAGGAAAUGGAAGUUGAAGUACCCCCACCCCAUUACUAAAUUGUAUGCUUUGUUACAUCAUUUGGCUUAAUACACAGAUGCAUCCAAUUGGGCACAGGGAAACAACUAGCACAAACCUGACUUAAAAAUUAAUUGUGAAUUAUUUAAAUGUUUGCCUUGUCUUACAGCUUUGUCUGAAGAAGUUUACACUGUUUUAAACG
Messenger RNA from Protopterus annectens (West African lungfish), 4273 nucleotides. It is a transcript of the gene PPFIA3, whose product is annotated as PTPRF interacting protein alpha 3. The transcript has 29 exons. Gene Ontology annotation, biological process: synapse organization. The record is from RefSeq and is a predicted model, not a curated record. The coding region runs from base 421 to 4143 and encodes 1240 amino acids. Gene Ontology annotation, molecular function: protein binding. NCBI's taxonomy places the organism in Eukaryota, Metazoa, Chordata, Ceratodontiformes, Protopteridae. Gene Ontology annotation, cellular component: presynaptic active zone.